Archocentrus centrarchus (flier cichlid) is the source of this 1034-nucleotide messenger RNA. It is a transcript of the gene neurog3, whose product is annotated as neurogenin 3. The coding region runs from base 81 to 743 and encodes 220 amino acids. The transcript has 2 exons. Gene Ontology annotation, molecular function: E-box binding; DNA-binding transcription factor activity, RNA polymerase II-specific; protein dimerization activity. Gene Ontology annotation, biological process: positive regulation of transcription by RNA polymerase II; axon development; sensory organ development. Gene Ontology annotation, cellular component: nucleus. NCBI's taxonomy places the organism in Eukaryota, Metazoa, Chordata, Actinopteri, Cichliformes, Cichlidae. The record is from RefSeq and is a predicted model, not a curated record.
GGCUGUCUGCUGCCUCCAGCUACAAGAGUGGACCAGCCUCUUUAUCCCAACUUCACUUGUCACGAGUAGGCAAACAAACGAUGUCCCCUACAGUAAGCUGCGUCCCCGACUGCCUGCGCAGGUCCAAGGAUGCAGUGACGCUCCGCAGGUUUCCUCCAACAGUGCCAGCGAAUGAAGUUGGUGACGCUUCAGGAGACCUCCGAGAAAAAUUCCCUCGAAAACCAGCGACUGUUACCGGAGGAGAAGCGUCCUCAGUGAAACACCCCAAACACAGGUGCGAGCAGUCCGGACAGCGGGGCAGGCGCAGAAUGAAGGCGAACGACAGAGAGCGCCACCGCAUGCACAACCUGAACUCCGCUCUGGACGCACUGAGGAGCAUCCUGCCGGCGCUGCCCGAAGACGCAAAGCUAACUAAGAUCGAGACGCUGCGAUUUGCUCGCAACUACAUCUGGGCUCUUACCGAGACUCUUCGAAUGGCAGACCAACCAGCACACACUCAGGACUACCUGGCGUCAGAUCUGAGCAGUCCGGCAAGUGUUUUAUCUGCUGAGUGGGACUCAGCAUCACCUUCAGAAUCUGGUUAUAGGACCUCAGCCGACUUUAGCCAUGGAAACUCAUUCGCUUCUGUUAAUGAGAUGAGCUGCAGGAUCUUCACAGGAGAGAGAUCCAGUGCCGCCCCCGUUACUUUUUGUUUUAAGUCCCUUCGUGCCAACAAUGACUUCAGAAACACGUGGCGCUUUUGACAGGCUAUACCCCUCCAGUUACAUAAAGAAGAAAUUUGGGUCACAGCAGCAAAUCAGUUUCCUGUCGUCGGAGUUUAUUCUUUAAAAGCUCUCCAAGUAGGUUAAAAAUACUUUCUGAAGGCACAGCUGUAACGUGAAUCACUCUGAAAGUAUUUUAAUGAUCCUAUUUAACCCUCAAUAUCUACAGUCUUACAAUCAUGGUGUCACUUAAAAAAAAAAGAAAAAGCAACAAAGCACAAUCAAUAAUCCAGGAAGACAGGCGAGAACUUGUUUAAGCUAAAAAUGUUUAUU